AUGACCUCAGAAACGCUGGACCCGUCUAUUACGGCACAGACUGACCUGUAUGGGCUUCUGGAGAUCGAUGUCAGCAGCCAGGAGUCGGAUAUUAGGAGAGCUUAUCGACGAGUAGCUUUGAAAUAUCACCCAGACAAGAACCCGUCCGAGGAAGCGAAAGUGAAGUUCCACAGUUUAAAUCUAGCACUUGAAACACUCGUGUCUGAAAAUUUAAGAAGAGCAUAUGAUCAGUUGAGAAAAGCAUGGAUUGAAAAAGAAGCUCGUAGAAAAGAGCUGGAUGCGAAUCGUCGUAAACUCCAGCAGGAUCUCGAACAGAGCGAAAAAGUGGCGGUCGAGUCAGCCAAAGCAGCAUCAGACGCGAAACGAAAGCUCGAGCUGCUGAAAAUGGAGGGACUCAAGAAACGGAGACUGCACGAAGAGAAAAUGGAGAAACGAAAAGCGCAAGUCCAGGUUGCCAACGACAAAAACAAUGACAAAAAGUCAGACUCAGCGACCAAAUCUGCUGCUCGAUCUCGAGACAUGAGCAGCAGUCCUGAUCUUGGAGAGACUGAUGCGACUGAAGAAGAGCGGACAGUGAAACUGCGAUUUCGAUAUACUCCUACACAAGAAUGGACUGAGCAGCAGAUCAGCGAUCUGUUCAGUCGAUUUGGAGCCGUGGACCACGUUGUAAUAAUGCCCGUGGCCCCUGGCAAGAAGUUUUUCACUGUCGUGAUAGUUUUCCAAGGACUGGAUGGAGCACAGCUAUGUGUAUCUAAAGACUUCACGACUCUCGGGCCCGACUUCAAAGCGGUGAAAUCUGCCAGUCUUCUACACCAACAGCUAUCCACAGCCGACCAACCUACACCUUCACCACCACCCUCAGCAUACCCAGCAAACUCUUCUCGUCCCAUUGACCGCAACAGCUCCGACUACGCCCAAGCAACUCUGCGACGACUGCAAAUGCUCUCAAAAGCCCACGAGUCUCACUAA
This is a messenger RNA of Sugiyamaella lignohabitans, 969 nucleotides long. RefSeq names its product type I HSP40 co-chaperone YDJ1 (gene YDJ1). Gene Ontology annotation, biological process: spliceosomal complex disassembly. Gene Ontology annotation, cellular component: spliceosomal complex. The record is from RefSeq and is a predicted model, not a curated record. Lineage: Eukaryota; Fungi; Ascomycota; Dipodascomycetes; Dipodascales; Trichomonascaceae. The transcript has a single exon. Bases 1 to 969 code for a protein of 322 amino acids. Gene Ontology annotation, molecular function: nucleic acid binding.